CAGCAGCCGAGGGGCGGAGCCAAGGAAAUUUCGCGGCUUGUGUCCUGCCCUGAUUUGCAUGCUGCCAAGAAGCAUCCAAUAGGGAGCAGCCCCGCCGUGCGCCUGGCCAAUGGGCUCGGCUGCAGAAGGGGCCGCGAGCUCAGAGCCCGGGACGCGGAACGGUGCGGGGCUGAGGUCGGGAGGCAGCGGGAACACCGGAAGGAAGCCGCCUCCUACCCAGUCAGACCUCUGGUCCAUCGAGCUCAGUAUUGUCUGCACAGACUGGCAGCGGCUUCUCCAAGGCUAGUCAGGCGCGGGCAGGCAGCUGCGUGCUCCCGCCGUCCAUGGCGGAGAAGCCCAUCCUGUGCAUCGGCCUGGUGUGCCUGGACAUCAUCAGUGUGGUGGAUCGGUACCCGGCGGAGGACACGGACACCAGGUGCCUGUCGCAGCGCUGGCAGCGAGGGGGAAAUGCUUCCAAUACCUGCACCGUCCUGGCCCUGCUGGGAGCGCCCUGUGCCUUCAUGGGCUCGCUGGCUCCUGGUAACGCUGCAGACUUUGUCCGCCAGGAUUUCCGGCGCUAUGAGGUGGAUCUGGCCCACGUGGCCCUGCACCCCGCCUGCACCCUGCCCGUCUCGGUGGUGAUCAGCAACUCGGCGGCGGGCACCCGCACCAUCCUGCACGCGGCGAGGUGCGUAGGCAGAGCCUCCCCGCGCAACCUUCCAGACGUGACCUUGGCUGAUUUUGAGCAGGUCGACCUGUCCCAGUACAAGUGGAUCCACUGGGAGGGCAGGAACGCCUCCGAGCAGGUGAAGAUGCUGCAGCGGGUGGAGAGGCACAACCGAGAGUGCCCUGCCGCUGAGCGGGUGGCCACGUCCGUGGAGGUGGAGAAGCCGCGGCCAGACCUCUACCCGCUCUUGGGCUACGGCGAUGUGGUCUUUGUCAGCAAGGACGUGGCCAAGGAUUUUGGCUUCUGCUCGGCCCCAGAGGCGGUCAGGGGGCUCCACAGGCAUGUGAAGCCCGGGGAGACCCCUUCGCGAGGCCCUGGUCUAUGGGUGCCAGGUGGCCGGCCGAAAGUGUGGGGUGCCAGGCUACGACGGGAUCGUGGGCACGGGAUGCUAGAAGCCUCGUCUGGGACCUUCACUGAGCCAGGGACCCAAACCUCUCGCCGCUCUGCUGAGCUCACCAGGAUGCUGGUCUGCCUCUCGGGAACACCCUGGUCCUCGGCCCUGUUGCAUGGUUGGGGGCCCCUGGGGUGAGAUCGGGGGGGGGGGGACGUAGCCGUUGCCACCACUUUGUGGGGAAGAUCAAUAAAGUACUUUGACCUGCUGGCUGAGGCCACCUCUGUGUGCACAACCUCCAUGAGGAAGAGGGGAGCUGGUCUGGUGGUCGCCAGCAGGACUUGUCCCCCUAGCUAAGCAGGGUCCACCCUGGUUCCAUUUGAAUGGGAGACCACAUGUGAGCCCUGUAAGAGAUUCCCCCUCAGGGGAUAAUGGGGCCGCUCUGGGAAGAGCAGAAGGUUCCAAGAGAGGGCUGAGAGAGAUUCCUGCCUGCAGCCUGGGAGAAGCCGCUGCCAGUCUGUGAAGACAAUACCCUGCUGGAUAGACCAAGGGUCUGACUCUGUAUACGGCAGCUUCCUCUGUUCCUAGGAAGGCUGCCUGGCUGGAGAGGGGACUCCUUGCCACAGCCAUGGGAGCAGCAAGGCUGAAGGCUGCCAAGUGCUCCCCCACCCCCCACCCCCGGCAGUAGCACCUGGCUCCAAGGAGGCCCAGCUGCCUCUGCUUCCUCUCUCUCCUGCCACACAGCUCUACCUGAUGAAUGGCCAGCCUGCAGGCAGCUUGGCUCUCGGGUGAGGCAGCACAGAGAGGAGCUGCCUCCUUUGGUGCCCCCUCCCCCCCCCGGCUCAUUAGGAUGAGCCCCUUCUGCCCAGAGGGGGCAUGUGGGGAGCAGAAUGGGGUGGCUCUGGCAUGCUGCCCGUCCUCGACUCUGUGGGCAGCGCCAGGCAGGAAACAGGAGCCCAGGCCGUGCCCUCGGUGAAGACCCCUUGGGGGCAUUUGCUCCCCUCUUAUGGGGCAGAAGCAUAUUCAGCUGCAAGACACUUUAUUGGCAGUGAGAGCAGAGCCAAGACUAGGGGGGGCUCCCGUGCAGGCAGCCACCUGGCAGGAGCUGGGCCCUAGCGGUGUGGGCCCAGCCAGGU
Messenger RNA from Hemicordylus capensis (graceful crag lizard), 2173 nucleotides. RefSeq names its product ketohexokinase (gene KHK). Lineage: Eukaryota; Metazoa; Chordata; Lepidosauria; Squamata; Cordylidae. The transcript is spliced from 7 exons. Gene Ontology annotation, molecular function: ketohexokinase activity. The coding region runs from base 324 to 1235 and encodes 303 amino acids. The record is from RefSeq and is a predicted model, not a curated record. Gene Ontology annotation, biological process: fructose metabolic process.